Molecule: messenger RNA, 2552 nt
Organism: Cajanus cajan (pigeon pea)
Lineage: Eukaryota; Viridiplantae; Streptophyta; Magnoliopsida; Fabales; Fabaceae
Source: RefSeq, a predicted model, not a curated record
UAUAAAUAGUGGACCUCUUCUUCCCUACAUUCAGUCAUUCACUUCCAAUCUGAUUCUUUUCCCCACUUUCAUAACAGUAAGAAGAGAGAGAGAGAGAGAAAAAAAAGAAAGAAAAAAAACUAGCACUCAACAAAAAGAGCAAGAGAGACACCUCAGAAACACGUACCCUCAAAGAAAGAACCACUCUUCAACAUUUUCUAUUCACUGAAGAAGGAUCUUUGCACUUGCAGCCAUCCAUCAUGGUUAAGUCAGAGCACAAGAUCAAAUCGGAACCAUCAAAGGCAAUGCAAUCUUUAUCCUCAUCAUCAGCAUCAUCAUCAGAUUCAGAUAGCAAGAAGAAGAAGUACAAAGGAGUGAGAAUGAGGAGCUGGGGGUCAUGGGUGUCAAAGAUUAGAGCACCAAACCAGAAAACAAGAAUAUGGCUUGGCUCUUAUUCAACCCCGGAAGCUGCAGCAAGAGCCUAUGAUGCUGCACUUCUAUGCCUUAAAGGCUCCUCAGCAAAUCUUAACUUCCCUUCAAGCUCUUCACAAUAUAUUCUAGGAGAUGGCAUGUCUCCCAAAUCAAUCCAAAGAGUUGCUGCAGUAGCUGCAAAUAGUUUCAUUAACAAUGCCACUGUUCCCCCUUCACCAACUCCUCCAUCAACCUCAUCAUCAUCAUCAUUGGUCUCAUCCCCCUCAGUGGCUUCUUCUCCCUCGGAUCAAAUCGAUGAUGAAGCCUCACUAAUAUCAUCCUUUGAGGCCUACACUAGUUCUGAUCAAGCAAAUGAAUCAAUGGCUGUGAUGGAACCUUGGUACACCUUUGCUGAUGAUCUUCAAUCACCCAAGUAUGUUGAUCAGAUGUUAAGUGGUGCUUUCUUUGAUGCUGAUUCGUCUCAUCUGCUUGAUGAUCUAUACGAAGAAAGCGACAUUCGUUUGUGGAGCUUCUGUUGAGAAAAACUCGAGCCAACUCCAAUGUUUCCCUUUUCUCAAAAAUUCAAUUUGUUUGUCUUCAGUGGUAUAACUUGAAGAUGUUAUUCAUUAUGACCAUAUUAAAAUUUGUAUACCAUAUGCUACAUAGCAGCGCAUAUUAGAUGAAAUUCAUAGAAGACAUUUUUUUGGCAUCUCUUAUGUGGAUUUCUACGAGUUUGAGAUUAUGUAUUAUUGAUGCAAAGCUUGUUAUGUCAAUGCCAUGAAUGGUUUCCCAUGUGUCACAGAAUAAAGAGAGGAAAAAAACAUGUAGUCAUCAAUAUCCUUGGUUAUAAGCAAUUCCUUUCACUAUUUUUUAAUGUAAGGAAGCUUUUGUUAUUGAUUAUCUUUGGGGAGGCGUUUGUUGCAUGGGAAGGUAUCAGAGAUGCUUAUUUCCAAUUCAAUGAGAAUAGGGAACCAUGUACAGAGCGUGGUAAAUUGAAACCAUUGGAAAAAGUGUGUCUUUUCGAAGUAUUGUCUGCUCUCUAGUGUGCCAAAAGAACAAAGAGUGUUCCCUUGUUUUAAUGUGGAAGUUUGGAAUUUUAUACCUUAUUUUUCUCUUAGAUGGAAAUAAAUCUUGGUUAAUUUCCAGUUUAUGCAUAGAUGGAUUGGAUAGCCUAGUGCAUAGUGGUCGAUUUUGUACUACCUCGAGAGUUGUUACCCUCCCUCUCCCUCCUAUAGUUUUGGGGUAGAAUUUGGGAAUGCUUUUAAAUAAUUGAGUUGAUGAAGGGAAAAUAAUACUGUAAUUGCAAAUCAACGAUGAUUUGAUUGUAUGAUGAUUCCUCAAUUUCUAUUGUUUUUUAAUUGGGCCAACUUUAUUUGCCUUUAGUAGCAUAUGAUAUCUAGCGAAAAAGAAAACUUCUAGUCAUGCCUGUCGAUGCAAGCAACUCUUUAUUUUGUAUUUCAUGUUAGUGUAACGUGUCCAGAAUAUUAUAUGCAAGAUCAUAUUCUUUACACAAUAAGAAGGCUAGACAAACUUUGACGCUUUUUGGCCAACUUUUGAUCCGGAUCACGUGUCCGAACCGAAUCAGCAGACAUGACCCGUCCUUUUGUGAAAUGGGUGAAGGCAUGGGAUGCCAUUCUCUCUUGUUCUUUUUACAUUGCAUCUAACUAGUCUCAACUCAACAUGGACAAAGAGGCAAUGGGAGCAUAGAAGAAAGCUUUUGCUUUUGGUAUUACUUGUUCACCAAUACGCAGGAAGAAGGGCAGGGGAUCUACCCUUUCCCUUGACACCUUAAUUUGUUUCUCUGCAAUCUGCAUGUACAUGUACAUAUUCUUGAGCCUACAUAGCAUUAUGUUCCUAAGGCAUCAAUUUAAUUUAGCUUAUUCUCUAUUUUAUGCACCUGAAAAUGAUAUAACUAAAUGACAAUCUAAAUGUUACGUUUUGAGACACAGCAUGUGAAUGUCCUUAUUUUGGCCAUCAGCAUGUGAGCUUAAUGUGUCAAUCAGUACGCGAUUAUAAAUUUAUAAUACAUUUUGUAAAUAGUUUUUUGUUUGAUAUCAACAAGCGAUUGCCUUGCUAGAUGCACUACUUAAUCAAGCUUGUUAUAUAUUUUUCUAAACCAAUUAAUUCUGUAUACAUGGACGAGGACACAUUAGUAAUUUUCU